AAACCGGAAGCAGCUACAGCAGCGCCGCUGACAGCCACGACAGCAACAUCUCAUCUCUAUUAGGAUUAAAAUACAAUAAAGUAACAAUAAUGGUUACAGACGUCCAGCUGGCCAUCUUUGCCAACAUGCUUGGUGUGUCGUUGUUCCUGCUGGUGGUUUUAUAUCACUAUGUGGCUGUCAACAACCCCAAGAAGCAGGAGUGAUUUUGCCCUGAUUUAAAAGAAGAAUGAAGAAAGAUGCACCACCCUGGAAACAUUCCCCUCCUGCAGCCCCUUUUGUCCAUUUAAGACAACAAUUUCUGUUCAUGUUGCACACUAAUUAGCAUUUUUAUAAUAAAAUGUAUAA
Molecule: messenger RNA, 345 nt
Organism: Periophthalmus magnuspinnatus
Lineage: Eukaryota; Metazoa; Chordata; Actinopteri; Gobiiformes; Gobiidae
Gene: ost4
Product: oligosaccharyltransferase complex subunit 4 (non-catalytic)
Exons: 3
Coding region: 90-203 (37 amino acids)
Cellular component (GO): oligosaccharyltransferase complex
Source: RefSeq, a predicted model, not a curated record